AUGACCGUCACAGCCUCAUUCAGCCGACUCCAGAAAAAAGCUAAGGCCAGUCCUUCCCCCCCUCACCCGGGUGGCAGAGCUCGGAAUCUUCCUCUUCCUCCAUCACCACCUAGAGGAGGAGAUCUAAUGGCCUAUGACAGAAGCGGGAAACCUGGAGACCGUUAUGAUGGCAUGGUUGGUUUCAGUGUUGAUGAAACCUGGGACUCUGCAGUAGAUACAUGGAGCCCAUCAGAGUGGCAGAUGGCUUAUCAACCACAGGGUGGCUCUAGAUAUCAUUAUUCCUAUGCUGGGGGUCAUGGCUCAUAUGGUGAUCUUGGUGGACCUAUUAUUACUACACAAGUAACUAUUCCCAAAGAUUUGGCUGGAUCUAUUGUUGGCAAAUGUGGUCAGCGGAUUAAACAAAUGCGUCAUGAGUCAGGAGCUUCGAUCAAAACUGAUGAGCCUUUAGAAGGGUCCAAAGAUCGGAUCAUUACGAUUACAGGAACACAGGACCAGAUACAGAAUGCAUACUAUUUGCUGCAGAACAGUGUGAAGGAUGUGAAGCAGUAUUCUGGAAAGUUUUUCUAA
This is a messenger RNA of Lagenorhynchus albirostris (white-beaked dolphin), 567 nucleotides long. RefSeq names its product heterogeneous nuclear ribonucleoprotein K-like. The record is from RefSeq and is a predicted model, not a curated record. Lineage: Eukaryota; Metazoa; Chordata; Mammalia; Artiodactyla; Delphinidae. Gene Ontology annotation, biological process: regulation of mRNA splicing, via spliceosome; regulation of transcription by RNA polymerase II. Bases 1 to 567 code for a protein of 188 amino acids. The transcript has 3 exons. Gene Ontology annotation, cellular component: nucleus; cytoplasm. Gene Ontology annotation, molecular function: mRNA binding.